AUGCCAUUCCUUCGGCCUCUGCUCUUCAUCUUCUGCUGGUCCUGUUGCUCCCCCAGCACGCUGGCGGCCCUUCUUCAUCUAAUGCCGCCACCACUGUCAGUCACUUGCACCAAGCCUGAGAACCACGUCUAUCAACGACAAGACCACCGUUUCCAGGUCUCGUGUCUUUGGGACAGAUACGUGGCGUUGCGCUACUCCAAAGCCCCCGGAGGGAACCCCAAGGAUGGAGGGGCAGAGUCUCCAGUGCCCCCUCUCUGCCACUGGUAUCGGGACUCCAUCCUGGUCAACCGCACCACUCACUGGACGGGUCAGCUGACGUUCGGCCCAGGCCUGCCAAGGGAAGGUCCCCAUCCGCCCUGGGCCAGCACGCAGAUCAUAGUGCAGUGCGCCUCCGUUUUGUGCUCGGCUCCCCUGUGCUUGUACCACAACUUGAGCAUUGAGGUGGUGGGGCAAGAUGUUCACCUCUUCCUGCUCUGGCCGCACACGCUGCCGGUUUUGGAAAGGCAGCCUGUGCGCUUGGGCUGGUGUGCGCGCCUCAAGAAUUCUGCCUGGCGCUACCGCUUCAAGAGCCAAGGGGGUCACCCCGAGGAGCUCCUGAUUCCCACCAACCAGCACAGUGAGCCCCCGCCAUUUACGGUCUACCCCAGCGCGGAGUUGCACCAAGUCUGCAGGUCUUACUACAGCUACCACUUGACCGUGCAGUACCCCCACCGCGGAUCCUACGCCGCUUCCAUCAGCGCGGAGCCUGGACCCCAGAUCAGCCUCCGCCUCGACUUCUUUGUGGAGCCUGCUCUGCUCUUCGUGUUCAGGGUGACGUCCAAAUUGCAGAAACACCUGCCUGGGAGCCUGACCCUUUCUUGGGACCUGCGGCAGCUCAGCCGAGAAAUAGUCGCUUACCAACUCCUGGACCCACAGGGAUCCCUGGGGCAGUCCCACUUCUACGAUUACAACCCCUUUAGCCUGCACAGCCGUUUCUGUGCUGUGCCCACGUCCCACCACACCAAGGAAACGGUCGUGGCCAGCAUGUACUUCCAUACCAGCCAGAGGGUGGUGGGGAGAGUCAGAGGAAAGCUUGAUUUCUCAAAUGGGACCUUAACUUUCUGGACCAGCCGGGCAACCUCAAUUUCCAUCAGGCUCAACCCACAGAAAAACACGAUUAGCACUUACAUUUUUAGCCAUGCCCAGGGCCUCUACUAUUCGACCCAAAAAGGCAGUGUGGACAAUGACCCCGGUGGGAACUCCACCCUCUGCUAUGUUCUCUAUCAGCAGGCAGGUCUCUCUUACCUGGUUACAGUCCAAUUCAUGCAGCCCCAGCUAUUUAGAUUCAGCCUGGCUAUCUAUCUGAAUCGGAACGAGGCUCUCUUCAAAACUCUAGGGGGAAACGAGAUGGAAGUUUAUGUCUUCAACAGCACUUCUCCUGAUAGCAGCUUGGUCUACGUUGUGUGGUUCAUACCUGUGCAGCAUCCGCUUCUGCAGUGUGAGUGGACCUUCAGUUUGCAAGUUUUUGACUCAAUAGGCAGGAACUUGGUGAAGAACUACAGUUUUGCCUAUGCCGAUCAGAUCCGAAAUGCAGCUCAUUUCGUUCCUGAUGCUGCCUUAGCUUUCAAUCCUGCCUUGUAUGCAGGCUUUGUAGCCAAAGUGAAAUGCAUGGAGACUGCAAGGACUCCUAUGGUAUUCACAGCGAUGUUUAAUACUUACGUUGCAAAAGUCAUAGAAUCCCAAAUUGCCUGCCAGCAAAAACCUUGCACCAUUCCUGAAAUUAGGAUCCACCAGGCUGUUGAUACCCAACGCAUCCUGUAUUACGCACAGGGGACUGAAUUUACUCUAGCAGCAGACAUGCAGGUCAAUUGUCCAGGCCCCAAAGCAACCAAGGUCAUCUGGAACAUCUAUAAAGUCUCCAGUCUGUCAGAUACACCAGACUGGUCCAAGCCUCUUAAUCCACCUGGCGUUGAGGAAAGGAAUUUCAUUGCCUUAAAAGUCCCCAGCUCAAGCCUGGAUACUGGCUUAUAUCUUUUUAAUUUUACGAUGCAGUUGAUUUCAUUCACCCUCCCCCAGAAGGUAGAGCGCUCUGAUGCAGUGCAUGUUGAGAUUGGGCUGGACCGUUGGGGGGCGGCCAUUGCUGGCGGCCAGUUCCGGACCGUUGGAUUUUCUGACCGGUGGAUUCUGAAGGGAUCUGUCCUGUUUAAUGGUGAGGUGGUCAGUCUGUCUCAAGGACUGUCCUUUACUUGGUAUUGCACCAAACGAAAAACAGACUAUGCAUCAAUGACGCUCAGCAGAGAUGGGAAAUGUCAUCCAGACCAAGUUGAUUUGAAGUGGACCGCAUCCUCCGAUUCGAUUCAGAUGGUGCUUCCCCAAACCCUUCAAGCAAAUACAACACACAAUUUUCUCCUGGUGGUUCAAAAUGGUAGCAGGAUAGCUCAGGCUCAGCAAGCUGUACAUGUGCAGGCUCACAGUGCCCUCCUUCUGAACAUUGCAUGUAUUGAAAAUUGUGGAACUUCAGUGAUUCCAACGGAAAGAUUUUGUCUGUCUGGUAAAUGCGCGAACUGCAGGGAAAUCAAAUCCUCGUAUUACUGGUCACUGCGCUCAGCCCAGUCCAAUGAGAUCAAAUUUGACUGGUCUUCCAAGACAACUACUGGAAGAACCAACUCCUAUCUACAUCUCAGGGCAUCUGCUUUGGUCUCCAUGGCAGAAGAGUCCUAUAUUUUGAGCCUAAAAGUCAUAACCAAAGAUGGACGGUCAUCUCUCUGUGAAUAUUCUUUUUAUGUUAAUGCUCCACCACAGGUAGGAAAAUGUGUCCUCAGUCCAAGGAUAGGUACAGCUUUUCUAACAAAAUUCAUUAUCCAGUGCAGUGGAUUUCAAGAUAGAAAUGAGCCUCUUGCCUAUAAAGUAAUAGCAGCAUCAGAUCAAAUUAAAAUUAGUUCCAUAUCCUCCAUUCAGAAUAAUACUUUGGGGAUAAUCAUCUACUCUGGACAUGAAUCCCAAACUCCCUGGUCUUUUCUCCCCCCCGGUAGACCAUCCCAGAACUCUGCUUUGACUAUAUAUGUUCAAGUUUACGAUGCCCUUGGUGCAUUUUCUCAAGUCACUUUGCAAGCGACGGUGCUGGAUCAAAGAAAACAGAAGACCAAUGCUCUCCUCCAUCAUGAACUGCAUGAGUUGAUUAAUGGGUCAAGUGCCCCCGUGGCUGCGUCGCUCAUCACCAAAGAUUACUUGAGUAUAGGCUAUAUUGUGUACAUGGUGGCCUCGGCCUUAAACAACAUUGAGGCUUCACCAUCCAGCCAGGUUCCUAAAGCAGCUCUGCGUCAACGUCUGCUGAAUAUAGCUGCAGGGAUUCCUGUCACUACUACUGGGGAAAUCAAUCAGGUGGUUCUGAGUAUUUGUCAAGCAACACAUGAAAUCGCUGAAGUCAACAGGGCAACCCAGCUGCUUGCAGUAAGGAAAUUAAAAAAAGUCAGCAAAGCUUUGAAAAGACACAGGGAUCAAGGCUUAGGCUCAAAGGAAACUGAGAUUCUUAGCAAUGGGAUUCUCGCAGGGUUGUCCAAUAUCUUGAGUGCUUCUCUCUUGCAUCACGGAAAUCCUAAUGCAGAAGCCGUUAAAGAAGCCAUUUCCGUAACAGAAGUAUUAGCAAAUCUCGUUUUACACGGCAAAGUCCCUGGUGGGCAUGAAACGAAUAUGGUGGCCGAAAACUGGACCAUCCACCUAUGGAAAGAUGAAAAAUGGGACAUUUCAGAAACUUUCUCAAAGAGAAAGCAAUGCAGGAACUGCUUCUAUCCAAAACUAAAGCAGGGCUCUCAUGUGGAAUUAGGGGUAGAUAGUGUCGUUUCCACUGUUCUAUAUGAAUUUGAGCAGAAUCCUUUUCCUUGGUUGCAUUUCACAGACAAUAUUGGAACAAUGGUGAUGGGAUUCAAAAUGAUGGGGACCGAUUCUAAAGGGGGCAUAACCAGCGUUCUUCCUGAUGUGGUGGAAAUGAUCUUGACUAGAAAAAACAAGGCCAUCUUUGACUUGACUAUAGGGCCCGAUAAAAAACGUCCUAAAACAACGGGUGGCUUUAACUUGGAAAUCAAAAGAAGCUCCAGUGACAUUUUCAUCCAACUUGUGCCCAAAAGGAAAAUUACUUUCCAGGUAUUUAUCUACCUCGGUGUCAAUUUUAGCCAUUCUCCUUUAGUUUUAUAUAAUGCUUCCCAUCUCCGUCCUCCAACAGUCGUUAAAAAGGACACAGUGAUCCCUGAAUGUGCGAUCAAGGUUCCUUAUGUCCUCUGCCUCCCAAAGUCAUUGCUUUGGUCUCCAGCCUAUAACAGUGGAGCAGACAUACUUAACAUUUCCGUUGUCUUACAGUCACACCCGAUCGUGAGAGGCCAAACUGCAAAGUUUGUCCGCGUGGCUGUUUUUGCAGCUGGUUGCUUGGAGCUAGACGGUGUGCAGGAUCAGUGGAAAGAAGACACAUGCAGCCUCGGCCCUCAAACCAGUUGGUCCAAAAUCCACUGUGUCUGCAAAGCAAAAAAACAUAGCCCAAAGUCAACUAGAUCCAGUUCAGCAGGGAUCUCUGGACCUGGAAUCCGAUUUUUGGCUGGCAAGGUACUUUUAUUUCCCAACCAAGUUGAUAUGAACAUGUACCUUUUAGCCCCCGCAGGGAAGAAUCCUGUCCCAGGGUUGACUGUGUUUGCCGUUUUUCUCAUCUACAUUCUCUUGGCCGUCUGGGUGAGAAGAAAAGAUAGCACUAGGAUUGAAGAGCAGAUUAUAGAUUUGCCAGAUAAUGACCCCUUUCACACAAUGAGAUACCUUGUUACCAUCUAUACCGGUAGCCGUCCAAGAGCAGGGACCAAAGCUGACGUGUUCAUUGAGCUGACUGGCCAGAAUGGGUCGAGUGAUGUGCAUCACUUGAGGCAUCCGGCAUUUCCAGAGGUCCUUCAGUGCAGACGCAUUGACACUUUUAUCCUAACUACCAAGGAAGACUUGGGGGACCUCUUCUCUAUCCACAUCUGGCACAAUUACGGUGGCUUUGGUCCUAACUGGUACUUGAGCCGAAUCAAAGUCAAAAAUGUAGACACUAACCAAGCAUGGCUGUUUCUGUGUAGAAAGUGGUUGGCUCUUGGCAGGAAUAACUACCAAAUAGAAUGGACUUUUGAGGUCACUGAUCCAGAAGUCCCCAUAAGCAGAACUGAUUAUUUUUUUAUAAUGCUUAGCUAUGGCUUGUUCAAAGACCACCUCUGGUUCUCUAUCUUUGUUCACAUCGUCAACAGCAGUUUGAGCAGAUUCCAGCGGCUCUCAUGCUGCUUAGCAAUACUUUUGAGCUCCCUGCUGCUCAACACUAUAAUCCUCAGUGCCAAGAAAGAAGAUGCUCAUUUCCUAGAACUGCAGUAUCUGAUGUCUAUAAGGACUGGCAUUCUCAGUGCUCUUCUCUCCAUUCCUGUGGAAUGGGUUGCAGUGACCUUGUUCAAGUACUCCACGAAGGAGCCUUCCCCGUGUAACAUCGCUCAGGGUCAGGGAAAGGAAAGUUCCCCUUGCUUGGCUGAAAACCUUCAUAAAGAAGGCACCCAACCUUCAGAGAUGAAGUCAGAGCAAUUUCCAGCCACAGACAACAAUUUCAGUAAUAAUUAUGUAGCUGAGAAGGAAGCAACUUUGGGUAAAGCCCAGAAAUUGCAAUGGCAAAGAUGUUUGGCCUGUAGUGCGUGGCUCUUUGUCUUCUUCAUAUCUGGGGUAUCGUCAUUUUUCGUCACAUUCAUUGGCCUCUCUUACAGUAACAAAACAUCCUCUGAAUGGUUAAUAGCUUCCCUGACAUCGUUCUGUCUCCACGUGAGCUUCUUUGAGACUGUACAAAUUGUUAUUUUCUCAGGCUGGAAUAUCUGUUUGGCAAAAUACUGCAGAAACAUCCCGUGGCAAAGCUAUGAAGGUAUGAAGUGCAAAACGAGAAUGAUGGAAGCCAAUGAGAUGAGGAAGGUGCACAAUGACCUCGUUCAACUGAGAGCUUCCAAGAAAUACCAACCAAUCAAGGAAGAAGAAGUUAUAGCUCUUCAAAAGAGGCAGAUGAUUCAGUAUCUGGCCUACAAAUUUGUAAAGGACAUGAUCUGCCAUUUUAUCUUCCUAACCUUAAUUUUAACGAUUUCACACCCAAUAGAUGUUACCAGAUCCUUUCAUUACAAUCAAGACAUGUAUAGAAAGUUUUCUCCUAAUUUAACCAUGUUGAAGGGAACACUGGAUGUUUACAACUGGGUGAACGACAGUUUUCUGCCGCUGAUACACAAUGCCGAUCACCCAAGCUUUCUUCUGGACUCCUGGUCCCAAGUCCUGGGAUUGCCCAGAAUGAGGCAGAUAAGAAGUAAAUAUUCUGCUGUUAAAUGUUUACUUCCCCAUUCCUUGAAAAAUACAUUUAUAAUGCAUACUUUCCGCUGCCAGAAGAAAUAUGGGCUUGACCCAGAAGAUCAAGCCAACUACCUGGGCUCCUGGGCAGCUCCGACCAACGCCCCCAUUCCCAGGCACAGUGCCGAGUUCUUAGGCUUCAGUUACGAGCCAAGCGCCGCCAAGUGGGAAUAUGUCUCCUACGGACAAUUAAACGAAUACUCCUCCAGGGGAUAUACUUUUUAUUUUUUCCCCAAAGAACCACGUGUGAAUUCAACGAAAAGGUUGGAAGCUUUGGAAUCGAAAAACUGGAUUGACAACAAGACCUGGGCAGUGAUUUUUGAACUGACAACUUUCAGCGUUGAUGCUGAUAUGUUCUCUAGUGUGUCUGUUGUCUUUGAAUUUUCUUUACUCGGCCCUGUGAAUGCAAGUGUCAUGGUGCAGUCUUACCAGCUCCCAUUUUUCUCACAUCAAACCAUCAGCCAGAUUUUCCUCUUUUGUUUAACAGUACACAUGCUCAUAAUUUAUAUUGUUGAUGAAUUCCACAUAGUGCACCAAGAACAGCUGAGAUAUUUUGCCACUGCCACCAAUCUGAUCAACUUAGGGAUAAAGACAGUCUGCGUACUGUUUUUGGUGAUGUUUGUGUACAAAUUCAAGCUUUCUUCCGACUUAGUGCAAUUUUACUUACUUCAUCCCCAAAAGUUUGUCCCAUUCCAUAUGGUUUCCCAAUUGGACCAGAAGGUCAGAGAUAUCCUGGGAACUAUGAUUUUUUUCCUGGUUCUGAAAACAUACCGCUAUCUCAGAUUUCUGUAUGAUUUACGCCAAGCCCAAAAAUCCCUGCGCUCAUCCCUCCCUGGAAUGAUCAAUAUAUCCAUAAUGGGAGGGAUAUUUUUUUAUGGAUAUACCUCAUUUGGGUAUCUGGCAUUUGUCCAACACGAAUGGAAUUUCCGUGGCCUGGCUUCUUCCUUCACAACCGUGUUGUCGUAUUGUACCCAAGCAUUCAGGAACACCGAAUUUAUGGCUGACAAAGUGUUGGGGGCUCUCUUUUUAGGAUCCUUUAUGUUGGUGAUGAUUUGCAUUUUUGUCAAUUUAAGCCAAGUCAUCAUCAUGUCGGCCUACAAAGACAUGAAGGAAAUUGUUUGCCAUGAACCUUCAAAUGAAGCGGAUGUGAUGUAUUUUAUAAUCCAGAAGAUCUACAGAAUGUGCUAUUUUGCCCACACUGGUGCCCAUACGAAAACAGAAACCGAUCUUUUUAACACUAUACUGUAUGGGAAAUAUAUCAAACGUCGAAGGCCACCCUUAAGAAAACACUUGGAAAAGAAACAAAGGCUUUAUCUCGUUGUUUGA
Molecule: messenger RNA, 7680 nt
Organism: Candoia aspera
Lineage: Eukaryota; Metazoa; Chordata; Lepidosauria; Squamata; Candoiidae
Product: polycystin family receptor for egg jelly-like
Exons: 1
Coding region: 1-7680 (2559 amino acids)
Biological process (GO): detection of mechanical stimulus
Cellular component (GO): membrane
Molecular function (GO): protein binding; calcium channel activity
Source: RefSeq, a predicted model, not a curated record